Alternaria burnsii is the source of this 783-nucleotide messenger RNA. Its product is annotated as nad-binding protein. The coding region runs from base 1 to 783 and encodes 260 amino acids. The record is from RefSeq and is a predicted model, not a curated record. Lineage: Eukaryota; Fungi; Ascomycota; Dothideomycetes; Pleosporales; Pleosporaceae. Gene Ontology annotation, molecular function: oxidoreductase activity. The transcript has a single exon.
AUGUCUCUCAAAUACAACAAGGUUCUCGUGCUAGGCGCGACAUCCGGCAUUGGCUGGGCACUCGCAGAGAAGAUUGUAGAAGACGGCAAACACGCCAUCAUCGUUGGACGGCGACAAGAAAAGCUCGACGAAUUCCAGAAGAAGCACGGCAGCGACAAAGUCUCGAGCAUCGUUUUUGACAUUACAAAGCUCGACGAGAUCCCCAAGUUUGUCAAAGAUGUAACGAGCAAGCAUCCAGACCUCGAUUCCGUCUUCCUCAACUCGGGCAUCCAGCGCGGUUUCGACUUUUCCAAGCCCGAGACGGUGGAUCUAGAUAUGCUGGAGAUGGAGUUUAGGACGAAUUACCUGUCGUACAUGCAUCUUACCACGGCAUUCAUCCCGUUCCUGCAGAAGCAGGACAAGGAAACUUCGCUCAUCUACACGACGUCUGGACUUGCGCUCAUGCCACUUCCGCGUUGUCCGAACUACUGCGCUUCGAAAGCGGCGCUGCAUCACAUGAUCCUUGUUCUCCGCCAUCAACUAGCAAACGGACCCGGAAACAUCAAGGUGAUUGAGAUCUUCCCGCCAGCUGUGCAGACGGAGUUGCACGAUGCGAAACACCAGCCAGAUAUUAAAGAUGGGGGCAACAUUGGCAUGCCGCUGACUGAGUUUACGGAUGAGGCUUGGAAAGGAUUGGUGGAGGGCAAGGAUCAGAUUCCGGUGGGAUUUGUCGGAAAGGCUUUUGAUGCGUUUGAGAACAAGAGACAGGAGAUGUACAAGCAGAUCUUCUUGUCGCAGUCGUAA